CUCAUCUUUUUUUCCGCCUUACAGAACUGCUGAGGCCCAGCAGUGACCUGGGGACCUUCAUGCACAUCGCCUCGUAUAAGGUCCCCAAGCUGACCGGUAAGUAAACGCCCAGUAACAAGAGCUUGAGCUCGGCUCUUUUUAAAGCACCACCCGCGGGUGACUUUUUUUUUUUCUCCCGACCCUCCACAGACAUGAUCCGGAGAAAGCCCCACGCCAAGCUGUUCAAGCUUCUGCAGGGCUAUCUUGCCGGGUAUCUGGCCAUUCUGACCGGGCACCGGCCGGUGGUCUUGGCCAACCUCCAGAGAGACAAGGUGCGGGAGGCGGAGACGGACGGCCAGAAACGGGCCAUGAUAUGGGUGGAUCAGCACAAAACGAACCGGGCGUAUGGGAACGCCGUCCUGGCUCUCCUCCCGCGGGAGGUGGCCUGGCUCGAAGGCCUCAUGGAAGUGUCGGUGCACUUCGGCGGGGAGGACUGCCCCUACGUGUUCCAGUUCAACGGGAGGCAGCUGUUCAAGUUGAACAUGGAACUGAGAGCCGCGUGGCAUCACGCCGGGAUGCCCGGCCAGAUCAGCUUCGGCCUGAUACGGACCGCCAUCGCCAACCAGGUGAAGAAACACCUGUCUGUGGAGGAGCGGAAGCUGGUGUGCGAGGGCAUGUGCCACGACGUCGCGACAGCCGAUCGCUUUUACACAGCGGUACCCGAAAUUCAGGACGUUUUCCGGGUACGGAACCUGCGCAUGAAGGCCAUGGAACAGGACAGCCUGGAGCCCGGCAACCAGAGUUCGGCCAGCGAGGACACGGACACGGACAGCCAGUCACCCACGAGCGACAGCGCUCCCGAGACAUAA
Colossoma macropomum (tambaqui) is the source of this 848-nucleotide messenger RNA. RefSeq lists its product as uncharacterized. Bases 192 to 848 code for a protein of 218 amino acids. The record is from RefSeq and is a predicted model, not a curated record. NCBI's taxonomy places the organism in Eukaryota, Metazoa, Chordata, Actinopteri, Characiformes, Serrasalmidae. The transcript is spliced from 3 exons.